This is a messenger RNA of Aethina tumida (small hive beetle), 1173 nucleotides long. Its product is annotated as glutathione S-transferase 1. The coding region runs from base 62 to 700 and encodes 212 amino acids. The record is from RefSeq and is a predicted model, not a curated record. Gene Ontology annotation, molecular function: glutathione transferase activity. Gene Ontology annotation, biological process: glutathione metabolic process. The transcript has 3 exons. Lineage: Eukaryota; Metazoa; Arthropoda; Insecta; Coleoptera; Nitidulidae.
GCGUGUAUUGUCGUAUAAAAUUUUAACAAAGACACAUCCAUUUAGUUCUCGUACUCCCAAAAUGACUCCAAAACUUUACAUGAAUGAAAUCAGCCCUUCUGUAAGAGCAGUACUUCUUACCGCAAGAUUGUUGGAAGUAACUCUGGAUUUGAAAGAAGUCGACUUGAUGAACAAGGAACAGCUAACCCCCAAUUUCUUAAAGCUUAAUCCACAACAUACGGUGCCAACGUUGGAAGAAAAUGGUUUUGUGAUUUGGGAUAGCCAUGCCAUCAUGGCAUAUUUAGUUGGAAAGUAUGGGAAAAGUGACAACCUGUAUCCAAAAGAUAUUCAAAAGAGGGCCAUUAUUGACCAAAGACUUCAUUUCGAAUCGUCAAUUGUCAGUGGAUUCACCAGGAAUAUUUUGAAUCCAAUGCUUUAUGACAACCAGAAGAUAGAAAUAGAUGAAGCAUCUUUUAACAAGACAUACAGUUUGAUAGAAGACUUCCUCUCGUCGAACGACUGGAUCGCUGGACCUACCAUGACCAUUGCUGAUUUGAGUCUUAUUCCAUCAAUUACUUCUUUAGAUUGUGUAGUACCAAUUGAUUACAGAAAAUACCCUCGCAUUAGGUAUUGGGUAAAGAGAGCAGAAUCAUUGCCUUGUUAUGCUGCUAAUGAAAAUGGACUCAACAAAAUUAAAGGAUUAAUUAGUAGAAAUAAUUAAUUUAUAAUUUGGGUAAGAUUUAAUUUUAACCUUAGUCUUAAGUUUUAACAUUAUCUAAUAAUUACUAAUUAUACAUUAUUUAAGUAGUGUUAAAAUUCACAUGGUAAUAUAAUAUAUGUUUUAAUAUAUUAAUUAGUAUGGUUUAAAAUAUUUCUCUUUAUAAUUCAAGUGUAAUAAUGUAUACAAAAAACUGUCAAAGUAGGAGAAAGGUAAUAUUUUUGUUGAUACAUAUACAUAUGUGAUUGUUAUAUAAUAUUUAGAUUAAAUUAUAUAUUUAGUGACUUUAUAAAUUGUAAGUAAAUUGUCACAAUUUUGUAUGAGAUUAAUAUGACAUGGCAGCUGUUUUUAAUACUUAGGAUAACUAUUUUUAUUUAAAAUAUAAUUGUUAACAAAAUUCAAAUGUUAAAAUUGUUAAAAGUGUAAGAUAAUAAAUAGAGGUGACAUAUAUAAUAAAAUAAAAACAAUUUAGAUGA